CGGUAUCUCUGGCUACAAGUAGAUAUUAUGGAGCUACAGCUCAAAUUAAUACUGGGUUUGUCAAGCGUUGGUCUUAGGAGUAGGAAUACAAAAACAAGGUAUUAUCAGAGGGUCUUCAAAGCUCCGCGCAGUAUAGAGGUAGCUGACAAUGAGGGCGGAAGUAAUAGCUUUAAGCGUGAUAGUUUGUGCCUGUUUAGUCGAGUCGGUUCCGUUCCUAGAGCCGGCUGGAUACGUGGCGUCAUACCCGGAUUAUGGCUCCUCAGGGCAAAGCACUGGCGCAACAAACGACAAUGCGUACGAUCAGCAACCGAACGUAGCCGUGCCUCUUGCCGGCAACAAUGACUAUACGAACAGCUACGAAUCCAACAACGGCUACAAAUAUGCACAACCAAGUUAUGAAAACGUGGCGCAGCCCCGUGUUAACACUUGGCCAGCACAAUUGCAGCAACUUCCACAGCCUCCACAACUUCCACAGCCUCCACAACUGCCGCAGCUGCCACAACUGCCACCGACAGGGUCAUACUACCAGCAGAGUUACCAACAACCACAGCAGAGACCAGCCCCAAACAGCUACGCUUCUAGUUCUAGCUCUGAUAACUCUCAAGCGUACGAUAACUCUGGUCCUCAGAAGACGUACCAAGCUCCAACGCAAGCCUAUAUAGCACCAGCUCAAAAUUAUGAAUCCCAGAGCCAGUUUUACCAAGCGCCUGCUCAAAGCUACCAAUCAUACCAAGCACCAACAACAUACCAAACAAAUCAGAACUACCAGGUUCCAAGCCAGAACUAUCAAAAUCCAUCGUACUCCAGCAACCAGGUGCAGCCAACAUAUACACAGGCAAUAGCAUCUAACCAAGCCCAAGCGAAUAACUAUGUCCCAGUUCAGCCACAAUGGUACUCGGAACCAGUGUUGCCGCUGCCUACGCAUCCCGAAGGGCAUAACGUGCAACAAGUCGUUUCUCAUCCGCAAAUAAAAAAGAUCCUGCAAACCUCCGGCCACAAGGGGAGAUACCUUGUAGUCCUGCCGAACGGAACCAUCCAGCACGUAGACAACCUCGACACCGUGACAGCCAACCAUCCGAACUACGUGAUCGUGAACAAGAACGGCCAACGAGUGGGCAGUGCCCAUGCUCAAGCCCACGCUCACGCUGUGGCCAUAGAUACUAGACACGCGUCUGCCAACGCUGUAGCUAACGCCCAAUCGGGAUCCCAAGUAGGACCAGCUCCAGUGAUCCCCUCACGAACCCCUAACUCCACGUACUCCAAAAACACCACCAACCCCACCCACUCCACCAACCCCACCUACACCACCAACGACACCAGCUCCGGUAACCCCACCAACCCCAGCUACACUUCAGACACCAAAAACCCCGGCAACCCCAGCCACACCUCAGACACCAAAAAUCCCGGUAAUCCCAGCCACACCUCAAACACCAAAAACCUCGUCAACCCCAGCCACACCUCAAACACCAAAAACCCCAGCAACCCCAGCCACACCACAGACACCAAAAACCUCGUCAACCCCAGCCACACCUCAAACACCAAAAACCUCGUCAACCCCAGCCACACCUCAAACACCAAAAACCCCGGCAACCCCAGCCACACCUCAAACACCAAAAACCCCAGCGACCCCAGCCACACCACAGACACCAAAAACCUCCCACACCUCUAA
Molecule: messenger RNA, 1669 nt
Organism: Cydia fagiglandana
Lineage: Eukaryota; Metazoa; Arthropoda; Insecta; Lepidoptera; Tortricidae
Product: DNA-directed RNA polymerase II subunit RPB1-like
Exons: 5
Coding region: 149-1669 (506 amino acids)
Molecular function (GO): hydrolase activity, acting on carbon-nitrogen (but not peptide) bonds
Source: RefSeq, a predicted model, not a curated record